GACAAGAGAAUUCGGAUUUUACAGAGCCUGAGGGGGAAAAUAUAUGAUGUGGUUUUGUUGGCUUCAUCAGAACGUGACCUCCAGCGCGCACUGAAGUGGUUUGCAGCUGAGUGUGAAAUGGCCGGGAUGAGAGUCAGCACCUCCAAGUCUGAGGCCUUGGUUCUCUACUGGAAAAUGGUGGAUUGCUCCCUCCGGGUUGUGGGUGAAGCUAAGAAUCUGGGUCCAAUCUCUGGCCCAAAUCGUCUGAGGGACCUCUGUACCUUUUGCACCAUCAGUCUUGAUCAGGAGGUGGUUUUCCGCACCAAGGCAAUUGACAAAAGCCUCAGCCCUUUCUAUGGAGAGGAUUUCUACUUUGAGAUCCCACGGCCAUUUCAGUGUUUAUCCUUCUACAUUUAUGCCAAGAGUGUUUUCCAAAGGGAUCUCCCUGUUGGCAAAGUGUCCAUCCGGAAGGAAGACCUGUGUAGAUACAUCGGGAAAGAGCACUGGUUUGGCCUGCAGCCAGUAGAUCCCAACUCAGAAGUCCAGGGUAAGGUCCACCUUGAGAUGCGUUUGAAUAACCUGAUCACGGCAGAUAAUGGCUCCAUAUGUCAACAGCUACUAGUGCGGAUAAUCGAAUGCCAGGGACUGCCUUUAAUAAGUGGGCAGAACUGUGACCCCUAUGCCACUGUCUCACUCGUUGGACCAGCCAGGUCUGACCAGAAAAAGACAAAGGUAAAGAAGAAAACGAGCAACCCUUUUUUCGAGGAAACCUUCAUCUUUGAGGUGACACGGUCCAGCAGCUACUCAAAAAAGUCCCAUUUCCAAGUGGAAGAGGAGGAUAUUGAAAAACUGGAAAUCAAAGUUGAUUUGUGGAACAAUGGGAAUCUGGCUCAGGAUGUGUUUCUAGGGGAGACGCGGGUAUCUCUCAAGACCCUUCGAAAUGACCACGUUCACAAGGCCUGGUAUCUCCUACAACCUAAAGGGAAUGGAAACAAAUCCAAAGUAGAUGACCUGGGGUCACUGCGUUUGAAAGUGACUUACACAGAGGACACGGUGCUGCCAUCUGCCUGCUACUCACCACUCUGCAACCUGCUGCUAAAAUCACCAGAUGUCAAGCCUAUCUCUGCAUCAGCAGCACAUAUCCUGGGGGACUUCUGUCGGGAGCGAUAUGAGGCUGUGUUGCCUGUGGUUCGACUGCUGCUCCACCACAACCGGCUGGUGCCUUUUGUCACUGCUGUGGCUGCCUUAGAGUUGGAGAACACUCAGGAGGCCAACACCAUAUUUCGUGGCAACUCACUGGCUACCCGUUGCAUUGAUGACAUGAUGAAGAUUGUGGGGAAGAAUUACCUGACUGUUACACUAAAGCCUGUAUUAGAUGAGAUUUGUGAAUCCAACAAAACAUGUGAGAUUGAUCCAAUCAAACUGAAGGAAGGGGAUAACAUGGACAUCAAUAAGGAGAACCUUCAAGUUUAUGUCCAGAAAGUCUUCUCCUCCAUCACGCAGUCCAGUGCCAGCUGUCCCCCCCUUAUGUGUAAUGUCUUCAGGUCAUUGAGGAACAUGGCUUCCAAACGCUUCCCAGCUGAUCCACAUGUGCAGUACUCAGCUGUGAGCAGCUUUGUGUUCCUGCGAUUCUUCGCUGUUGCUGUUGUUUCUCCACACUCCUUCCAACUUCGUCCCCAUCAUCCCGAUCCUGAGAUUUCCCGCACACUCACUCUUAUUUCUAAAACGAUUCAAACGCUAGGCAGCUGGAUCAGUUUGUCAAAAAAUAAACAGUCUAGUUUCAAAGAAACCUAUAUGUAUGACUUCUUCAAAUCUUUCCAAGAAGAUAAGUGUAUUGAAGAAGUUAAAAAGUUUCUAGACGAAAUCUCCUCUAACAUCAGCAAGGAGUGUUGUGGGAUGGAGGAUGCAGUGGUUCUGAAGGAGGGGGAAGUACAGAAACGAGCACAGGGAAGAAAACGCAUUGGCAAGAAAAACUUCAAAAAGAGGUGGCUCAGGGUGACCAACAGGGAGCUGUCCUACCACAAACACAGAGGAAAAGAAGCGCUCUGCAUCAUCGAUGUAAAAAAUAUCCAGGCAGUGGAGAAACUGGAGGAAAGUGCCUUUAAUCGUAAAAACAUGUUCCAGGUGGUCCAUGCAGAGAAGCCUCUGUAUGUGCAGGCAGGAAAUUGUGUGGAAGCCAGUGAGUGGAUGGAGGUCCUUAGUCAGGUCAGUCGCUGUAACGAGAGACAACUUGCCACUUUCCAUCCAUCCACCUACUCUUCAGGGGCAUGGCAGUGUUGCAAAAGCCUGAGUGACAGCGCACCUGGUUGUAAGCCCCGCACAACUACCAUGCUGGCCAACCUGCAGCUGGAUAUAGACUGCGACAGGGAAACGGAAAGAGUCUUCUCCUUUCUCUCCACAAAUGAUACCAAGCUCCAAAAGAUGGAGGAUGCAUGUGCCAGUAUAGCAAUUUACCAGGGCCCUCAGCGGGAGCAAGAGGAAUAUUCUAAAUUCACUAUCCAGGACCCCAAAGAGACUUUUCGCACAGUCAAACAGCUGCGCAACAUCAUGGAGGAGCUACGAAUACAGCACAACACCAGGAGCGACCCCACUGCACAGUAUGGCAGUCGGGACAACCCAAUAGUAGGGAAAACCUCCUAACCUCCAGAGGGCAGUCUGGUCUUAAGACAGCUGGACAACGGCAGGUAGUGCUAUGUCACGCACAGCACUGCAGUGAUGGGCCCCAAGGAGCCAACCCGGAGAGAACGCCCCACUGCACGUCCAGGAGAGCCAAGAGCAAUGACCCCUGACCCCAGAAGAGAUUCCCACCUCCACAGAACUGGAAGCUGAAACACAGGAAGUAAGAUGAUCACCUGAUCCUGACGAUAACCUGUUGUCAUUCCUCACAGAGAAAGAUCUUGUUUUGUUUGGGGUUUGGGUGGUUUUUGUUUUUUUUUUUUUUUGCAUUCAUUUUUGUUUUUCCCUCUGCAAUAUGUGGCCAUAUCGUCUGCUGCCCAUGCAUACACAACCUGUGGCUUAUCACAACACAAGACUCCUUUGGGUUUUUUUUUUUUUUUUGCCUUGGUUCGCAUAGCCUCAUUAAAGCCUUUUUCAUUUCCUUUUCUAGUUUUGUGGGAAAAAAAGACAUCAUUAGUUGGUGUGUGAAUAGGCUGCUAAAAUUAUUUAUUCACUCAGUUUUUUUUUUUCCAUCAACAGCCAUUAUGAUGCUUUCACGUUGUUUUUAAAGCCUCUCCAGCAGAAAAUUGUGUGUGGACUGCUUUCAUCCCACACAGCCCUUUAGAAGAUGGACACCUUUACCUUUGUCUUUUCUCUGAACAAAUAGUCUGUAAAUGUUGACGUACAGAGAUAAAGCCAGUCUGCCUUACUUUUUUCGAUGGCUGUUCAUAACAUUGGUGAGGGAAUAAUGCAAAAGCACUUUACAUAUUUGGAGCAUUCCAGAUGGAAACAUUUAGAUACGUGGUAUCAGUAUUCCCCUUAUGGAUCAGUUCCAUGAUCUUGUCUACGUUCUUGUUUCAGUCCUGUACAAUGACCUUCAUAGCCUAUAGAUUUUAACAGCUAUUUUUCUUAACCAAAGACGAUUUCAUAGGUUUGACUUGAAAAGGAAUAUUAAUGUAUUUUCAAUACAAAUGUUUUAAAAAUGGAAAGGAAUUAUAUAUUUGGUUCUCGUGUAUGUUUUGUCACUUUUUAAUAAUUCAGGCAAUUAUAUUGCAUCUGGUCAGUUUUGUAAUCUGAUAACAUGUUGAUUGUGGUCUGUAAACCAUUUUCAUGUGAAUGUGAUUAAUGGCGUUGGUACGGUUUACAGCAGAUCCUGUGGUGUCAGGUCGUCUACGUAAUAGUCAACCGCCACGCAAUCAAGAGAAUUGACCAAUACGAAUCAUUUACAGAGAGGAAAUGUUGCACUUAAUUUAAAAUGCCCUAUAUCAAUUCUGUGCCCCCAAAUCAGUCAGGACAAUCACUGGUUCUUUAGUACACGUACACACACACACACACACACACACACACACACACACACACACACAAAUACACACAUUUUAAAGUAAGCAGCACUCCACAGCUAUUUGUGGAAGCUCCACUGCUUAUUUUUCCCCUUUGUUUUAACUGAACACUACAUUGUGCCACACAAUCCAGCCAGUGCCAUCAAUAGACUUUCCAGGUAGAGACAAACUUUACUCGAUUUACAUUUUACCAUCCCUUUCUGAAGAGUAACUUGUACCUGGAGUCAAAUCACAUGACUUGAUGAACAAUCAGACUCUCACUAGUCUGUAGUAAUGUGUCUAAGGGACCAAAUCCCCAUCUAUCCCCACCACCACCACCUCACAUGUUGCCCCUUCUGUUUUUUUUUUAAUUUUUUUUUUAUAACAUUUUAAUCACAUCUGUGCAUUGAUUAUGAGUUUUUCUUUGGGGUAAAAUAAAGAACCAAGAAAUCUGAAGUUCAACUGACAAAAGAAGUUGAACAUAGUGCUGAUCAUACUGGUUAACCCAUCCAUUUUAUUUUCAUAACCUCUCCUUGAAAUCCAGAAGUUGUUGUCUUUGGUGCGUCAUAUAUUUCUAACAUUUAUUUCCUAUAUAUUUAAGUUUAUUUUUCUGGAAUUUUUUUUUUCUUUUUGUAUGUUCAAUUUUUUUUAACACUGUGAUUUAAUGACAUGCUGUACUGUGUUGAUAUAUUACUGGUACUCUGCGCUUGUCUUCAGUGCAACUUUGAGCUGGCUCUUUUUCCUUACUUCACGUAUGUGGUCAUGUGCUGCAGAUUCCCCCUAUGUUGGGAAGAAAAGUCCCACUUCGCCAAGGGUAGCAGUGGUUAUGUUUACACGCAGGCCACAACUGCUUAGACUGUCUGAUGAAACUAAGUCGUUCCAUUGGGCUGACUGUGUAUUUGUGUAUGAAACUUACAGAUGUUCUUCAGGUAAGACUGGGACCAGAUCUGUUUCGAUAAGACUGAUCGAUGUGAUUAUGUGACAUGUUCUGUUUGGAGUAGAUGUGAAUCAAUACUGUAAACAUUGAAUGGAAUGAAGCUCACGUGUAAACGUCAGUGCUAACUUUGCUGAGGGCUAAUAACCAUAUGGUUCAUAUCCUUUGGUAGUAUACUCAUUUGUGUAUGAAGGUAUAUGCAUUAUGGGUAAUUUCUUCAGUCACCUGAUAUUGCUUUUUAUCUUUUUUUUUAUCUUGUUUUGACCAAAAGGGAAUAAUCCCCAUGUUUCUUAUAUCCACACUUUAUCUUUACCUAAUAUCAAAAUACACAUUAUCAAGAAAUGUGUUUUUCAAAACAUGCAGUAGCCUUUAUGGACCUUUUUAUUUUUUUGGAGCCCCGUAACGCAUGAAGUCCUUGAAGGUGUCUGCCUCAUUUGGUGUCAGUGGUGUUCCUUGCUAGCCCUAGUGAAGCACAAAUCCAGCUUUUCCAAAAUGGCAAGGUGGGUUAACAGGGUUGCUAAUUCUGCACUUGAACUAUUGGGUGGAUACAGAUGUCAGUAAAAGGGUAAGCCUUCUCUACACAUCUGGUGCAUUACUCCAAGCACUCCAAUAAGAAAUCCCAAGGCAUUAGUUGUCAUGAAUGAGGCCAAGUCUGGAGUUGUACGAAAACAAAAUGCUGUUUUUUUAGACGUAUAACUCAGGUAGGAUUCUUUUUUAAAUGAGUGGGAACACCAGUUGUGUGUCAGUCAGUCAGUCAUUCAUAAGGUUUUGGGUCUGUAUGAGGCUGUAAAGGGCUCAGGAGUAAGAUGUUUAAAACAUGAGGAAACCUUUCCUGAAGCGGUUUGUCUGAUGAUCCUGGCCGCUACAUUUCCCAUCGGUGUCUCCCCGCUUAACUGGGGGUCAGUAGUUGGACAGUAGGUUGUGUCCAGACGGCCACUCCUUACGUACCAUGCUUGCUCCUAUUUUGCUGAACGUUUCUCGCACAGUUUAAGCAGACGGUUUGCAUUUAACCAUUGCUUUCCCUACAUGCCCUUUUAUUUGUCAGAUUGAAAUAAUUAACAAUAAACACUUUGUCAGUGCUCCUCCACCUUGUGGCCUUUUCUCUUCGUGUGUCUAAAGAUGAUAACCAAGAGGAAGACAUUUGCUAAAAUGGUCAGAUUUACACCAAAUAAGAAC
Messenger RNA from Lampris incognitus (smalleye Pacific opah), 6063 nucleotides. RefSeq names its product RAS p21 protein activator 2 (gene rasa2). Bases 118 to 2619 code for a protein of 833 amino acids. The record is from RefSeq and is a predicted model, not a curated record. NCBI's taxonomy places the organism in Eukaryota, Metazoa, Chordata, Actinopteri, Lampriformes, Lampridae. Gene Ontology annotation, biological process: intracellular signal transduction; regulation of GTPase activity. The transcript is spliced from 25 exons.